AUGGACUUGGCAGCAUCAGAAUUGGGCUCGGCUGCACCGCCACUGCUUCACUACAUCUAUCCUGGAGUUGUGCUUUCGUACUUUCUCGCGGCAUCCCUCUUCUCUGUGUGUAUCCUGCACAAUCUAAGGUAUGAAUGGCUGCUGAAGACGGAAUCAUCUGGCCAGUCAUGGAUUGUUGGAGCUCUUUCCAUCUUCAGCCUUACCUAUCUUGUCCAGCUCAUCGUGCUUGUCGCGCUCAAGGACCCAGGCGACCAAUGGCCACCAGCCGAGCACAGCGUUGUCGGGAACCUAUCUUGCCUGCUGGUUUUUGCUAUCCAGCUUUCCUGCCUAUCUACUUCCACGAAUCUCGUGUCGUAUCCUUACCAAGGAGCUUGGAUCAUUGCGUCAGCUUUUGAAACAACACUUGGCGCCUUUCUUGUUGUUCAGUUGCGUUCCCGAAAUUUAAGCCGCUAUCACGUCGCCGAACUGGCAUUGACGAUCUUGCGCUGCGCAGUCCUCUUUUUUCUUGUCUUUUGGACCUAUUUUUGGCGCUGUAUUCAAGCUGUUCGUCGCAGAUCAGACGAAGAAUGCCAGCCAUUGCUGGCUGGCGCUGGCAAUGGCACAGCGUCCGGCUCCGGCUAUGGGUCAACCUCUGACACAGAAGCCGCGUCUGACGACGAGGCAGAGUACUGUUGGGAGCGUCGUAAGCGAGAGGCGAGAGAGAGCAUGGAGAGGAGACUGCAAGAAGGCGGCAACUGGUUUACAUAUGCCAAGGGGUUCAUGAUUCUGUUCCCUUAUGUGUGGCCCGUUGGGAAUCUUGUCCUACAGCUUCGAGCCGCGGCAGUUGGGUUGUGCCUUCUGUUGUCGAAUGUCCUGCACUUGUUGAUUCCAAGACAGACGGGCAUCAUCAUGGACAGUUUAGCCGCCAGUGGCAAGGACAGUUCCGCCAACCCCUGGGUCGCAGUGGCAGUUUUCGCAGGGCUGAGACUAGCAGCAUCUGACUCGGGGGUCGAGCUCCUGCGCCAGUGGCUUUGGAUCCCUGUUCAGUACUACUCUCGUGAUGCUAUGACCCGGGCUGCGUACUCCCACAUGAUUCAUUUAUCAGCAGAUUUUCACGACUCAAAAAGUUCCUCUGAUAUGAUGUUAGCAAUACAAGGAGGCCACGCCGUCUCGAAUGCAAUAGAGAGCGUAUUGCUCCAGGCAAUUCCCAUGUUCAUUGAUAUGUGUGUCGCUUUGAUCUAUUUGUCUGUCACCUUCGGCUCGUACGAAGGUUUCAUAACCCUAGCCACAGGAACCAUCUUCUUCAUCUUGGCUGGCAGGCUAGUGGCAGAGUCCAAGACAGCAGGUCGGCAGCGCGUGAAUGCCCUGUAUCAGGAGCAUUACGUCCGGCAAUCAGGCUUGCAAGGUUGGCAAACUGUCUGCGCCUUUAAUCAAAUCAGCUUUGAGGACAAUCGACAUGCCAAUGCUGUUGCAAACAGGUGGCUUAGAGAGCAACAGUACCUCUUGAAUUGGUAUAUUUCCAUAGCUUUCCAGACUAUGGUUCUCACGUCUGGGCUUCUGGCCAGUGCUUUUCUGGCAGUCUAUCGGAUUCAGAAUGGAAAAGCAUCGGCGGGCCAAUUUGCAAUGCUCUUGAUGUACUGGUCACAACUGUCAUCCCCCCUGCAGUUCUUCGCCCGACUUGGCAAGAGAAUGAGCGACGACUUUAUUGAUGCAGAAAGGCUUCUCGAAAUCAUGAAGACGAAAUCUACGGUUGAAAACAAGAAAGGAGCCAGAGCACUCAAGUUUGUAGCAGGCCAUGUUACAUUCGAUAAUGUUACCUUCAGCUACGACGGACAGAAAGGAGUCAUUAAAGGAAUUUCGAUUGAGGUUCCUGCAGGCGAGACUGUAGCGUUUGUCGGGGCGACUGGCGCAGGAAAAUCCACCUUGUUGAAGCUUCUAAACAGAUUCUAUGAUGCUACAAGCGGAAGUAUAAAGAUUGACGGUCAAGAUAUCCGUGAUGUGGACCUCUUUAGCCUUCGUGAUCGAAUUGGCAUCGUUCCACAAAACCCGAUAUUGUUUGACGACACCAUCAUGAACAACGUUCGAUACGGAAGGAUCACUGCUAGCGAUGAAGAGGUAUUCGACGCCUGUCGUGCGGCCUGUAUACUCGAAAAGAUUGUCGGCUUUACGCAUGGCUACGAAACCAGGGUUGGUGAACGCGGUGUAAAACUGUCCGGCGGAGAGCUUCAGCGAGUAGCAAUAGCGAGAGCAAUAUUGAGACGGCCAGAUAUUGUCUUAUUAGAUGAAGCGACCAGUGCUGUCGAUACCGACACCGAACAGCAAAUUCAGCUCUCCUUCAAAAGACUGUGCCAAGGUCGUACCACGUUUAUUGUGGCGCACCGAUUGUCCACCAUAAUGAAUGCCGAUCGUAUUGUUGUCGUGGAGCACGGCGAGGUUGUCGAGCAAGGAAACCAUGACAAGCUGAUAGCGGCCAAUGGACGCUACGCAGAUCUGUGGUCAAAGCAAGUCUUUCUCCGGCCACGUGACAAACUCGACAUUGUAGACUUGGUUGACGACAGACCGGCAGUGGUUGAUGACUUGGCAUCAGAACAAACCGCGACCGAAAUAGGGCAACGAGAUGGAACGGACGCCGAUAGUGAAGGUUUCUCCGCUGACGAGGACCAAGCCGAGCAGAAGAGCCCUGCCCUUGGGCAUCAUCGCAAAGAGGUAUUGUUGAUCGAGUUGUUCACGGCAUCGACUUGUAGUGACUUUUCAUUUCCACGACAGGGAUCCACGAUGAAUCCGGUUGCUCCUGAGCUUACCACGACACAUGCGUCAUGUUCUGCUGACAAGCAUGAAACAAACGAUGGGCAAAGUAUGCUGUUAUAUUCGAAUAUUGGUACAGACGUCCACACCGUGCCUGAGUGGAAGGGACAGCAACCAAUGUCGCGUACGAACUCACCCCAGGAUAAAAGCACAGUCGUCAAGGAUACAGCCAAAGGUACAGAGGAUUCGGGAGCAACUACUCAGAACAGUCUGCGAAAUGCACCCAAAUCAGAAUUAGACAAGGAGAAGCCUGAUGGUGACCAUACUCUUCCAGAGUCAGACGAUUGCCUCGACGGCUCUGAAUAUUAG
Molecule: messenger RNA, 3093 nt
Organism: Metarhizium album ARSEF 1941
Lineage: Eukaryota; Fungi; Ascomycota; Sordariomycetes; Hypocreales; Clavicipitaceae
Product: heavy metal tolerance protein
Exons: 7
Coding region: 1-3093 (1030 amino acids)
Biological process (GO): transmembrane transport
Cellular component (GO): membrane
Molecular function (GO): ATP hydrolysis activity; ABC-type transporter activity; ATP binding
Source: RefSeq, a predicted model, not a curated record